Molecule: messenger RNA, 1590 nt
Organism: Rhincodon typus (whale shark)
Lineage: Eukaryota; Metazoa; Chordata; Chondrichthyes; Orectolobiformes; Rhincodontidae
Product: lamin-B2-like
Exons: 11
Coding region: 1-1590 (529 amino acids)
Source: RefSeq, a predicted model, not a curated record
AUGAGCAAGGAGAAAUGCAGUGGUAUAGGGGACAGUAGAAUGAAGGGACUCAACAUUGUUUUCAGCAGCGAACAGCCCAACAAGAUGGCAGAUUGUGGGUCUAUUGGCCAGAAGUCAGAGAAAGCUCAGCUACAAGAGCUGAAUGAACGAUUCUGUCAUUAUAUACAAAAAGUGAAAUGCAUGACUGACCAGCUUGGAACGAAGUCUGAUAGUUCCAAUGAUUUGAAACGCAUCCAAGAGUUGGAAGAGGAAAUGGUAGCUGCUCGCAAUAUGUACAACAAAGAAAUCCAGGCUCUACAUGAUCAACUGGACCAGAACUGUAAAGAACGAAUGCAGAUUGAAAUGAACAACCUCAAAAAUUCCCAAAUGAUUGCUGAAUUCAGGGAAAGCAUACUGGCACUCAACACAGCCGUCCUGCAGAAAGAGGAAGAGAAAAAAUGUAUGGAGUUAUUGCUGUGUCAGAAGGAAGCAGAGCUCAGGGAGCUGAUGAACAAUGCAUCAAACCCAUCUUCAGAGGUGGAUGACCUUAAACGGGAGCUCGAGAGAAUACGUUGCAGCCUAGAAGAUAUCCAGCAGAAGUAUGAGAUGGAACACAAACAGAACAUGGAGCUACAGUGCACAGUUCAGCAGCUGCGACAUAAACUGGAGAGACAACAGGAAAAUCAUUGUCAGGAUAUGAUUUGUAUGAGAGAGAAGGCUGCCGAAGCAGAUCAUUUGAUUCAGGAACUGGAAGAAAAGUUGAGAAGGCCGAGCGACGAUGACGGUGGUGCCAUGAAGAUGCUCCAGAAAAUCCGCGAGGCGAACAAUGCCGAGAUCAAACAGUACCAGCGACAAACAGAACAGGCCUAUAAUCAAAACCUGAUGGAACUGAGCAUGUGCCUCAAUAAGGAACAUAUCCAAUUGGAGCAAAUUCAGGAGGAAAACCAGUGUCUGCGCCAGCACAUUAAUAACCUGUCGACUGAAAUUAAAAUGCUGCAAACUAAGUUGCUAGCUGAGGAAGAAAGCAAGAUUGCUCUCAUUGACAAGUUGAGUUGUGAACAGCAAAAGAACCAGCAACGUAUAAAUGAUUUGAAGAUGAGGUUAGAGGAAAUGGAGGAUCUCCUCUUGGCCAAGAUGAAGGAGCUUAGUUCUAAAAAAGACAACAACUCAACUUCUUUACAAGGAGACAUUUCGGCAUUUAAAUGUCUGCUUGAGUCAGAAGAAAGAAGGUUAAGGGACAGUCAACUGAUGUACCAGCAGAAGUGUUCUCCAUGCAAACCAUAUUUACCCACUCCUCGGACAUCAUGUGCUCCUUUGAACCAGUCUUCCUGUCCACGGGUACCAGCUGCAUCCUCGUGCCCUCCCGUGAACCUGCGAUCUUGCCCUCCACCUCCAAUCUCAAACCCCUGCAAGCCAUUGCAUCAAAACUCUGGAGCUUCAUCCUCUGCCCCCAGCUCCUCCCUGGCACCUGCCACCCCAAUGUGUUGCUUGCCAUCUUCAGCUCUGACCACACGCCUUCCUGUGCAUCAGCCGAGCUGCCAGCUACCUUCCUCUUUGGCCUCAUGCCUGUCCACUGUUCGGCCGAACUGUGCCCGUCACCUCUUCCUAUGA